Molecule: messenger RNA, 2583 nt
Organism: Thelazia callipaeda (thelaziosis nematode)
Lineage: Eukaryota; Metazoa; Nematoda; Chromadorea; Rhabditida; Thelaziidae
Source: the annotation of a GenBank genome assembly
AUGCCUCGUCGAGCCUUUGAUACACUACGUCGCGUACCAAUUGUGGUGAUUCCACGAAGACGGAAGUAUAAACAUAUUUCGAGACGAAACACACAACUUAUUGCUAAUCUUCGCCGUUGUGUAUCUGAUCCUAUAUUAUACCACAGUUUUAAUCAUUGGUGGGGUCUAACAAAGCCAUUUACUCCAGAUGAGGAGAUAUCAUUGGCAGCUUCUUCUGUAUUCAAUGCAGCUACUUCCGAAGCGAUUUCUGCUUCAGAUGAGGUGACAAGAGCUGAAGUAACGACACUCUGGAAAGAUUGUGCUGUGCCAAUCUUACGAACUGCGCAACACAUUCCUUUCAGAGAAGAGUUGGGGGAUUUUAAGGGCACUCCACUGACAACCGUUCACCAGGGUGAAUUUCAACCGAAGAGUACAGGUGAUCGAGAUUUUUUAUAUACUUGUGCGAUGAAGAAAGCUACUGGAGUAGCUGACAUUCAAUCAGAUGAUAGUAUCACUCUCGAUCAAAGGAAUCAGCCAAUUGCUGAAGUAUUGUUACGUGCUCCGACUCCGCCUACUACGUCUCGCUUACGUUCACGCCACUUAGUUUCUCGUAGUAUUGUGCUGCCUAAAACAAAUGCUUUAGAAGCACCACUAAUCAAGCGGCGCUUGUCAGGUCGUGCUACUCAGCAUAUUGCUGCUGCUAGUGCUAGUAGUAGUCAUCACAAAGAUUUCCAUCGAGAAUACGUCAAUUUGCCUUCGGUGAGCGAUAAUCUAGAUGAAAGGGAAGAAGAACGAAGCGCAGAACAAAAAGCUCAAAAUACUGUUACAGCUGUUGCAGCUGCAUUCUCGACACUAGCUCUUGAUCCGCAGCAGCAAGUCGUUCAUAAACGAGGGGCUGUUGCUGAACAAGCAGUUGAUAAUGUUGCUUCAAACAGUGAGAGUACUGUUACAGCAGUAACAAGCACAGAUACUGCUUGGAAAGGUAAUCUCAAGAGUACUGAAAGUAAUGACAGCACUAUGGUUGCGCUCACAUCAGCUCAAAAAGUUAUUCCAUCACCUAAUGAUCCUGAUUACAGCAGUACAUUCGGUGAUAAUGCUGGUAACUGUCCAAAAAAAUUGCGCAAAGAGCUCUCAACAGUUAAUGUGAUGAUGAUGCAACAGCCACCUGUACCACCAGUUCGGAAACCAAAAUCAUCUAACAAAGCAUUUUCUCAGAAUUCCCUUCUAACAACUCUCCAGUUACCGCCUUCUGUUAGUGCAAAAGUGGAUCGAAUUAUUGCUAAUGCAGAUCGUAAGGAAAAGGAACGACGUUCCAAUCGUGCACCGAUCAAUUCGAGUGAUCGUUCGGAUCGCCCACAACCGGUUUCUUCAACAAAGUCACACAUAAUCGAGGCUGGGCAAACGCCAUCCAGUUCUAUCACACCCUCAGUUGCACGAACUGUGGUUCAGGAUGAUCGUGAUGGACAUUUGAUAUAUCAAGAUGGUGAUGUAAUUCAAGGAAAAUAUGAAAUAAUACGGACGUUAGGCGAAGGAACAUUUGGCAAAGUAGUACAAGUUAAAGAUGGUACCAAAAGUGGUCGGCAGUUUGCAUUGAAAGUUAUUAAAAAUGUAAGCAAAUAUCGAGAAGCCGCGCGUCUUGAAAUUAAUGUACUCAAAAAAUUACAAGAAAGAGAUCCGAAUGGAAAAUUCUUAGUGAUACAGCUUUUGGAUAAUUUUGAUUAUCACGGACACGUUUGCUUGUUAUUCGAAUUACUUGGCCUUAGCGUUUUUGAUUUUAUGAAAGCCAAUAAUUACCAAGCGUAUCCAAUGGAACAAGCGAGGUACAUAGCCUAUCAAUUAUGUUAUGCAGUGAAGUUUAUGCAUGAUAAUCGUUUAACGCACACAGAUCUCAAGCCCGAAAAUAUUUUAUUUGUUAAUAGCAGUUACAGAGUAGUUGAAGAUGGAAAGAAAAAAAGACCGUUACGGAUAAUUGAUGAUGCACGCGUGAGGUUGAUCGAUUUAGGUUCAGCAACAUUUGAUCAUGAACAUCACUCAACUAUUGUUUCCACAAGACAUUAUCGAGCACCUGAAGUGAUUCUAGAGCUUGGCUGGUCGCAACCAUGUGAUGUCUGGUCAAUUGGAUGUAUUUUAUUUGAACUCUACCUCGGCAUCACAUUAUUUCAAACACACGAUAAUAGGGAACAUCUUGCAAUGAUGGAACGUAUUCUGGGUACUUUGCCUUAUCGAAUGUGCAGGAAGUCAAAAACCAAAUAUUUUUACCAUGGCCGCUUAGAUUGGAAUGAAAAAACCCAAGCAGGACAGUAUGUAAAGGAUACUUGCAAACCGCUGUCGCGUUAUAUGAAAUCAAACGAUCCAGAGGAUGUCGAAUUAUUUGAUAUAAUAUCAGAAAUGCUCACAUAUGAACCGUCCCAAAGAAUAACAUUAGACUCUGCUCUAGAUCAUCGGUAUUUCAAACGUUUAGAAUCACAUCUUAGGUUGCAUGAAAACGAAGCUUCAUCGAACGGGUCAUCCUCAUCAAUAGGAGCGUCAUCAGUAACACAAUCAGCAAAAACUGAAAUUAUAGUAAUAUCAGAAGCGGGUGAUGGAGGUAGUGAACAACGAUAG